AUGGCUACGGAAACAGUCCAAGCUACGACACAUGAUGGUGUUCACGGCCAGUUGAUCGCUUCCGAAUCGCAGACGAGGGUCGACGAGAAAGAGGGAGACCUUGGAACUUCCGCUGUGCCCGUGUCCCAGGCCUCAGAAAACCCGGAGACAAGGCAGCUGGGAAUCGCCUCUCGAAGCCUCAAAAUCGAUGAUUUUGAGCUCAUCAAGACGCUGGGAACCGGGACCUUUGCCCGGGUAUGGCUCACGCGCCUGAAAGACGGCAGCCAAAAUGACAAUCGAGUCUAUGCGUUGAAAGUCCUGCGCAAAGCUGACAUUAUCAAGCUCAAACAAGUCGAGCAUGUGCGCAACGAGCGUAAGACCCUCGCGGCUGUCGCCGGCCAUCCAUUCAUAACCACUCUGGUCACAACAUUUUCGGACGACCAAUGCCUGUACAUGGUGUUGGAGUAUUGCCCCGGGGGCGAGAUAUUUAGCUUUCUACGACGUGCACGACGGUUCAACAUGGCGACCUCGAGAUUUUAUGCUGCCGAGAUCACGCUCACGAUCGAGUAUCUGCACGAUGUUCAAGGCGUCGCGUACCGCGACCUCAAGCCCGAAAACAUCCUUCUCGACGCAGAUGGACACAUCAAACUGGUCGACUUUGGCUUUGCGAAGCAGGUGAACGAUCGCGAGACGUACACGCUCUGCGGGACACCCGAGUACCUCGCUCCGGAGGUGAUACACAACAGCGGCCACGGGCUGGCGGUGGAUUGGUGGGCGCUGGGGAUCCUGAUCUACGAGUUUCUGGUCGGCCAGCCGCCGUUUUGGGACCAGAACCCCAUGCGGAUCUACGAGCAGAUCGUCGAGGGACGUAUCCGGUAUCCGCCGAACAUGCCUCCGGCCGCCGUGAAUAUUGUCUCGCAGCUGUGCCAGACGAACCAGGCGGCGCGGCUGGGGCACAUCAUGGGCGGGGCCAGGAAAGUCAAGGAGCAUCCUUUCUUCGACGGGAUCAACUGGGAUGACCUGUACCACCGUCGAGUCAAGGGGCCCAUCAUUCCGCGGGUAGACCAUCCGGCCGACGCGGGCAAUUUCGAAGAAUACCCUCCGCCUCCGGAUCCGAGGACGCUGAGUAUCUACACGGAUGAGAUGAAGGAGAAGUACGAGCCGUUUUUCAGUGAUUUUUAG
Messenger RNA from Rasamsonia emersonii CBS 393.64, 1161 nucleotides. Its product is annotated as Non-specific serine/threonine protein kinase. Gene Ontology annotation, molecular function: cAMP-dependent protein kinase activity; ATP binding. Gene Ontology annotation, biological process: peptidyl-serine phosphorylation. Lineage: Eukaryota; Fungi; Ascomycota; Eurotiomycetes; Eurotiales; Trichocomaceae. Gene Ontology annotation, cellular component: nucleus; cAMP-dependent protein kinase complex. The transcript has 4 exons. The record is from RefSeq and is a predicted model, not a curated record. The coding region runs from base 1 to 1161 and encodes 386 amino acids.